This is a messenger RNA of Dromiciops gliroides (monito del monte), 1593 nucleotides long. It is a transcript of the gene TPGS1, whose product is annotated as tubulin polyglutamylase complex subunit 1. The coding region runs from base 1 to 966 and encodes 321 amino acids. Gene Ontology annotation, molecular function: microtubule binding. The transcript has 2 exons. The record is from RefSeq and is a predicted model, not a curated record. Gene Ontology annotation, biological process: protein polyglutamylation. NCBI's taxonomy places the organism in Eukaryota, Metazoa, Chordata, Mammalia, Microbiotheria, Microbiotheriidae.
AUGCGGGAGACGACGAUGCCGCCAGCAGUCAAUAUGGCUGGCGCAUCGCUUCCUGCACCGCCCCGUGCCAACAUGGUGGCGCUUCCGGCUCCUGGGCGGCCCGCAGGGAAGAUGGCGGAAAAGCGACGGCCCACGGCGCCGGUGGCGGGGGCUUCGGAGGCUCGACGGGCAAGCCCGGCACGGGGCCUGGUUACCGAAAGCGAGGAGGAGUUCCUGCGGCAGGCCGGGGUGACGGCCAUGCUUCGCGCGGCGCUGCUCAAGGUGCUGGAGGCGCGACCCGACGAACCGCUCCCCUUCCUGGCGCACUACUUUGACAACCUGGGCCUGCGCUCGCCUGCCAACGGCGGCGCCGGGGAGCCCCCGGGCCUGCUUCUUCUGCAGCAGCAGCGCAUCGGCCGUGCCCUGUGGCACCUGCGCCUGGCUCACCACUCCCAGAGGACCGCCUUCAACAACAACGUGAGUGUGGCCUACGAGUGCCUGAGUGCCAGCGGCCGCAAAAAGAGACCAGGCCUUGAUGGGCGCACCUACAGCGAGCUACUGAAACGCAUCUGCCGAGAUGGGGAAGCCCCCGAGGAGAUCGUGUCCCCGCUGCUGCGGAAGAUCCAGUGCCGGGACCAUGAGGCUGUCCCCUUUGACAUCUUCCGCUAUGGCAUGCUCACCUGCUUUGUGCUGCUGGAGUUUGUGGCCCGAGCUGACGCCCUCUACGAGGUCCUGGAUGACUCAGGCCAGGCUGACCGCCGAGUGUGCCAGGCCGUGCUAGACACCCUGGAGGGGGCCCUCUUGGCAGGUGAUUUUGAAGCCCCCAGCCGCUACCUGGAAGCCGGCUCUCAGCUGGGCCCCGACUGCCUCGCCCUGGCCAUGGACCGGGCCCUACUGGCCCGCAAGCCCAACUCAGCCAUGCUGAGGGACGAGUUCCUGGAGAAAGCUGCCACCCUGUUCAUUGCCAAGGUCAGGCCCGUGGGCUAACCCCAACGCUGCCAAACCUUUCAGGGAUCAGCCUGGCCCAAGAUAUGGCUUGGGAUAGUGCGCAUCAAUGGGCAAGAUGACCCUACCCCUUCCUCCUGGUCCCUGACUCCAGUCUGCCCUCAGAUACCUCGUUCCUUUCCCUGACCCCUUGCUGGGAAGGGCCCCCUGGCUGGCUUGGGAAUUCCUAGGAGGAAGGGACGGGGCUGGGGCUGCCGGCAGCUCAGAUCGCUCAGGUUCUCCCAAAGGAAAGCGCCGUGGCACGUGGGGGACGCCGGGGAACCUGACAGACAGUAGACCGGCUCUUCCUGGGCCCCAGCUCACUCAGGCUCAGCUCUGCUUGUGGAGAAGUCCUGGGGAGAGCACCUCUCUAGUCUUCCAGCUCCCCCAGGGGAGCAUCAGAAUCCAGGUGGUUUCCCAUAGGGGAGAGGGCUCAGGGCCGAGUUGGGCACACUGAACUCCCCAGUCUGCCUAUCCCUCCAUAGAGCUCAGCACCGAGGCCUGCUUCUCCCCAGCUGUCCACCGUGGCUUCCCCCCGCCUGCCACCGGCACUCUGCUCCUUGGGCUGGCGCUCCCAUUUGUUCCAAGCUUCCGUCUUCAUCCUAAGUAAUAAAUUCUUUAUAACCUCCA